AUCGAUUCAUGCGACGUGGUGGUGGAAGGUAGUGUAUAUAUCGAACGAUUACGUAUUACGUCAAAGCCUGAAAGCCACGCAGCUUGGUGUCAGUGCCAGCUGAGUGUCGGUACAGGCAAGAAUUCACGGCGGAACCAUUUUGGAGCGCGUGUCGUUGUACAGUGUGGCAUUCCAUCUAUUACAUAUAUAAUUAUAAAUAAGAAUCGCUUCUCACACACCUGUAAUAAAUCAUGUUUACGGAUGUCGACGAGUGUUACAUCGAGAUCUUGCGGCUUGUGAAACAGGCUGGUUCGAUUGUCAAUGAAAAGAUUCAUCAACAUAAAGAUGUAUUCACAAAAUCGUGCGAUGUCGAUUUGGUUACAGAAUGGGAUCAAAAGGUAGAGAAACUUUUAAUCGACGGAAUAUCAUCCAAAUAUCCUGAUCAUAAAUUUAUCGGCGAAGAAAGUACUGCUAUGGGCCAAAAGAUAGAACUAACAAAUGCGCCAACAUGGAUAAUCGAUCCGAUCGAUGGCACAAUGAAUUUCGUUCAUGGUUUACCGCACACGUGCAUAUCGGUUGCGUUACUUAUUAAUAAAACGGCGGAAAUAGGAAUAAUAUAUAAUCCGAUUUUGGAACAGCUUUUCACCGCCCGUAAGGGUCAGGGCGCUUUUCUUAAUGGCGCCCCGAUUCACGUAUCCGACAAAAAGGAAUUACGUAAUUCACUGGUAAUGAUAGAAAUGGGAACGAGCAGAGAUCCGGAAAAAUUGGAAAUAGUAUUGCAAAAUAUAAAGAUCCUUACAACACGUAUUCAUGGACUGCGAUCGCUUGGUUCGGCAGCUUUGAAUAUGUGUAUGGUAGCUCUCGGUGGUGCUGAUGUUUUUUUCGAAUUUGGUAUACACGCAUGGGAUAUUGCAGCCGGAGAUCUUAUUGUUCGAGAAGCUGGCGGUGUGACGAUAGAUCCAGCUGGAGGUCCGUUUGAUGUGAUGAGCAGAAGAGUACUAUGCGCAUCAUCGAUUGAAUUAGCUCAAGAACUUUCCAAAAUAUUAAUUCAGUAUUAUCCAGAGCGAGAUUAAGAAGCUUCAAAGCUUUGAAGACGAGGAAGAAUUUAUGUUUGCAUGUCAGAUUGGAUAUAUGCAAAUAUUAUUUCCUAAAAGCAAGAAAAAUAAAUUGAAGAUAUAUUAUAUAGAAAAAUUUAAGGUAUGCGAGUUUACUUUAGAUUAAAAAAAUAUCGAUGUAAUUAUGAAUUUUUCUUCUACUUUUACUUUUGUGUAAAAUGGUUUAAAAAAUUGUGUGUAAUAAACUUAUUUAUGUACUUAUAUAUAAAACCAACAUUUUAUAUGUAUAAUAAUGAUAUAUUUAUUGAGAGAUAAAAAUCUAUAUAGAAAAAGGAUAAAACCGAAUUAUUUACUAAUACGAAAUUAUUACACUUAAAUAAUAAUAUAAAAAUAGCCACAUACAUUGAUA
Molecule: messenger RNA, 1443 nt
Organism: Formica exsecta
Lineage: Eukaryota; Metazoa; Arthropoda; Insecta; Hymenoptera; Formicidae
Product: inositol monophosphatase 1-like
Exons: 6
Coding region: 231-1052 (273 amino acids)
Biological process (GO): signal transduction; phosphatidylinositol phosphate biosynthetic process; inositol metabolic process
Molecular function (GO): inositol monophosphate 1-phosphatase activity
Source: RefSeq, a predicted model, not a curated record